This is a messenger RNA of Trichoderma harzianum CBS 226.95, 794 nucleotides long. RefSeq lists its product as hypothetical. The transcript has a single exon. The record is from RefSeq and is a predicted model, not a curated record. The coding region runs from base 164 to 721 and encodes 185 amino acids. NCBI's taxonomy places the organism in Eukaryota, Fungi, Ascomycota, Sordariomycetes, Hypocreales, Hypocreaceae.
UUACUCACGCCGAUCAACGCUCGUCACUUGUAAGACGAACUCGUAUGAUGGCUUGCCGAAAGUGAGCAACAUCGCUUGUUCUCCCUGCCAAGUCCUCGCAAACUCCGGGGAAUGACUCUCUUCAUGCCAUUUACUGCGCAUCAGCACCUCUUCCACUCCAUUGAUGAGCAUACAGGUAGGUACUAUCUUGCACCGCAUCCGCGGAAGAAGAAAGGGGGUGCUCCAACCAGUACUCAUCACACAAGUAUACGAGACAGUGCGUCAGACUGUCCACCCAUUCACAGACACACACUACAGCUACGAUGCCACUAGCAUCGGCGCAUUCGAAUUCGUUCACACAAGGUCAGAUCAAAUCUCGUUCCUGUGCGCCACGCACCAAUGGCCGCUGCCCGUUGGCCCGCCUCCCUUGCAGCAGGUGUCGCAAAACGGCAGCGUCGCGCUCGAGAGAAAAACUGUUGGGGCAUCUCUUGGAGAGCGCAGCCAAUCGACUUUCACGAAUUCUGGCGGCCCGUCCGCGUAUCGAACACGAAUACGAAUAAGUUGCCUCGACAGGUGCCCUCGUCCCGCUUUUGGGCUGCUCACGCUCCGCAUUGUCCCUGGCCUUGUCUGUCGCUUGACUCUUUGGGAUCGUCUGCAGCCACUAAGACGACUGGUAUUAAGCUGCUCUGGUCCCGUGCGCGUGCCCACAAGCUUCCUUCAGCUCCAUACUGGCACGCAGUAAUAAGAUUGAAUGAGACCAGCCCAGCCCGAGCCGUCCGGACGGUAUCAUCAGCCACGGAUCACGGACCAAGGAC